UUUCCCAAUUAAGUAUUUAAUCCACCUGGAGAUUAUUUUUGUAUCUAGUGUGAGGUAGGAUCCAAAUUUAUUAUUUUUAAUUUUGUAGUUUAUUUUAAUUCUGCCCUUUUUUUAUAUCAAGUUUCUGUGGAAUUGUGGAAUUGUGGAAUUGUUUCUGGGUGCUCUGGUCUGUUCCAGUGAUCUCUUUCUCAGUUCCUUCAAUACCAUACAUGUUGGUUUUGGCUUGAAAUAAACGGGCAUCCAGGAGAUUGAUGGAAUAAUGUACCUCUCUGACAUCUCAAGUACAAAAGUUAAGUAAAAGGGACGGAUGCUCAUUUCCUGAAGGAAGACACAGUUUGGACUGAGAACGGCAUUCUGACAUUCUUUAGACAAAGCAGUGCCUCCCCAACAGAUUGUCAAUCACUUUUCUCAUAAGUUUCUUACAUUUGACUGGAUCUUCUUUAAAUUUUUCUAGGUUGUUCAGCUUGACCCUGAAGAAGCUCGUCAUGUUAAAAGAAAUGGACAAAGAUCUUAACUCAGUGGUCAUUGCUGUGAAGCUACAGGGUUCAAAAAGGAUUCUUCGUUCCAACGAGAUCAUCCUUCCAGCCAGUGGGCUGGUGGAAACAGAGCUCCAGUUAACCUUCUCCCUCCAGUACCCUCACUUCCUGAAGCGAGAUGCCAACAAGCUGCAGAUCAUGUUGCAGCGGAGAAAACGCUACAAGAACCGGACUAUCUUGGGCUAUAAGACCCUGGCUGUGGGACUCAUCAAUAUGGCAGAGGUGAUGCAGCACCCAAACGAAGGCGCUCUGGUGCUGGGCCUACACAGCAACGUGAAGGACGUCUCUGUGCCUGUGGCAGAAAUAAAGAUCUACUCCCUGUCCAGCCAGCCCAUUGACCAUGAAGGAAUCAAAUCCAAGCUGUCCGAUCGUUCUCCUGAUAUUGACAAUUACUCUGAGGAAGAGGAGGAGAGUUUCUCAUCAGAACAGGAAGGCAGUGAUGACCCGCUGCACGGGCAGGACCUGUUCUAUGAAGAUGAGGAUCUACGGAAAGUGAAGAAGACCCGGAGGAAACUCACCUCAGCCUCCGCCAUCACAAGGCAACCUAACAUCAAACAGAAGUUUGUGGCCCUCCUGAAGCGGUUUAAAGUUUCAGAUGAGGUGGGCUUUGGGCUAGAACAUGUGUCCCGGGAGCAGAUCCGCGAGGUAGAGGAGGACUUGGAUGAACUGUAUGACAGUCUGGAGAUGUACAACCCCAGUGACAGUGGCCCUGAAAUGGAGGAGACCGAGAGCAUCCUUAGCACUCCAAAGCCGAAGCUCAAGCCCUUCUUUGAGGGGAUGUCGCAGUCCAGCUCACAGACGGAGAUUGGCAGCCUCAACAGCAAGGGCAGCCUCGGCAAGGACACCACCAGCCCUAUGGAAUUGGCUGCUCUAGAAAAAGUCAAAUCUGCUUGGAUUAAAAAUCAAGAUGACAGCUUGACUGAAACAGACACUCUGGAGAUCACUGACCAGGACAUGUUUGGAGAGGGGAGCACGAGUCUGGUUGUGCCAGAGAAAGUCAAAACUCCCAUGAAGUCCAGCAAAACAGAUCUCCAAGGCUCUGCCUCACCCAGCAAAGUGGAAGGAGGGCAUACUCCUCGGCAGAAGAGGAGCACGCCCCUGAAGGAGCGGCAGCUCUCCAAGCCCCUGAGUGAGAGGACCAACAGCUCCGACAGUGAGCGGUCCCCUGACCUGGGCCACAGCACACAGAUUCCAAGAAAGGUGGUAUAUGACCAGCUGAAUCAGAUCCUGGUGUCGGAUGCAGCCCUCCCAGAAAAUGUCAUCCUUGUGAACACCACUGAUUGGCAAGGCCAGUAUGUGGCGGAGCUGCUCCAGGACCAGCGGAAGCCCGUUGUGUGCACCUGCUCCACCGUGGAGGUCCAGGCAGUGCUGGCUGCCCUGCUCACCCGUAUCCAGCGCUACUGCAACUGCAACUCCUCCAUGCCAAGGCCGGUGAAGGUGGCAGCACUGGGCAGCCAGACAUACCUGAGCUGCAUCCUCCGCUUCUUUGUCAAGUCGCUGGCCAGCAAGACCUCUGACUGGCUUGGCUACAUGCGCUUCCUCAUCAUUCCCCUCGGUUCUCACCCCGUGGCCAAAUACUUGGGCUCAGUCGACAGUAGGUAUAGCAGCACCUUCCUUGAUUCUGGCUGGAGAGACCUGUUCAGUCGCUCGGAGCCCCCAGUGUCAGAGCAACUGGACGUGGUGGGGCGGGUGAUGCAGUACGUCAACGGGGCAGGCGUGACGCACCAGCUUCCCGUGGCUGAAGCCAUGCUGACCUGCAGGCAUAAGUUCCCUGAUGAAGACUCAUAUCAGAAGUUUAUCCCCUUCAUUGGCGUGGUGAAGGUGGGUCUUGUUGAAGACUCUCCUUCUGCUACAGGCGAUGGGGACGACUCACCUGUGGUCAGCCUUACUGUGCCCUCCACAUCCCCACCCUCCAGCUCAGGCCUCAGUCGAGAUGCCACGGCCACUCCACCUUCCUCCCCAUCCAUGAGCAGUGCUCUCGCCGUUGUGGGGAGCCCCAACAGUCCAUAUGGGGACGUGAUUGGCCUCCAGGUGGACUACUGGCUGGGCCACCCUGGGGAGCGGAGGAGGGAAGGCGACAAGAGAGAUGCCAGCUCCAAGAACACCCUCAAGAGCGUCUUCCGCUCAGUGCAGGUUUCCCGCUUGCCCCAUGGUGGGGAGGCCCAGCUUUCUGGCACCAUGGCAAUGACUGUCGUCACCAAAGAAAAGAACAAGAAAGUUCCCACCAUCUUCCUGAGCAAGAAGCCUCGAGAAAAGGAGGUGGAUUCUAAGAGCCAAGUCAUCGAAGGCAUCAGCCGCCUCAUCUGCUCUGCCAAGCAGCAGCAGACCAUGCUGAGAGUAUCCAUCGAUGGCGUUGAGUGGAGUGACAUCAAGUUUUUCCAGCUGGCAGCCCAGUGGCCCACCCAUGUCAAGCACUUUCCAGUGGGACUGUUCAGUGGCAGCAAGACCACCUGAGGGCACUGUCUCUUGGCCACUCCCUUCUGGCACUACCACCUGUCUCACCGCCUGUGGGCAGGGGGAGGCCAGCAGGCCCAGGCUCAGCACCCCCUUUUCUGGCCCUGGGGCCUGCAUCUCCCUUGCCAUCCUGCCAUCCUGAAGGACAAUGCUACUGGGGUCCCUGCCCUGUUCCCCUCUGCUCAGGUCCAUCCCUGGGUAGACCACUCUCUCCUCUCCACUCCUCCCCUGCUGGCCUGAGGCAUUCCCUGGAAUUAAGUCCUCUUGGCCUGCCUUCCCCAGACUUCCAACCUCUUUCUCCCAGUGGCACCAGUUCCUUUCCUGGAAAUAGGAAACCUGGAAUCCUGGCCCAAAGCAGGGAGUCCAGCCCUCCUCCCAUUUUCUACAGCCCAGCUGCCAGUUGCUGCUCAGCCUGAGCCCACGGGACCCCUCCCCUCAGUCGCAGGGGCAGCUCCCACCCCUUCCUCUCCCCAGGACAGUUUCUGUGGCGGCGCUGUAUAUCUCUGUGACAGAGAGGCCUUCCUGGUCUCCCACACACACAUGUCCUCACCACCCCCAGGUUCCCUGUAGAUUUGGCCUGUGUCCUGAGCAUUUCUUUGGUUUGCUGCACGGCCAGUCUCUUGGUAGUUCAUGCAGUGCACCUGGGCACCAGUCCCUGUCCGUGCCCCGAGGCUCCUGUGUUGUUUCUCCCUCUGCCUCCCACCCCCUUCACCCAGCACAACUCUGCCUCUUCCUGAAACUCUGGACUCUGCAGAGCUGGGAGACAGCCCCCCACCAGUGUAUUGUCUGUGGCCCCCAAGCCCUUUAUUUCCUGUUCCCCCCCAUGCCCAUUUGUCUCCCUUUCCCUGGUCUGCUGUUCUCCACCUCAACUCCUGGGCCCCUGGUCAUCCUCCCAGCCCCAGGUCCCUUCAGCAGGCUCCAUUCCUUCCCUCACCAGGGCUUCAGGGUCUGAGCCCCUCCUCCGCCUCUACCAUCAGCCUUCUCAAAAGAGGCUGAGCACAGUGGGUUGGGGUCCCAGAUGCAGCCCUACGUCCCCCACCAGCACCUCCAGAACUUUACCAUUGCCCUCUCACCCCUUCCAGAAGUUUGCACAGAACUUCAUUUUGAAAACUCCCUCUCAUUCUCCAGGCCUCCCCCAAGCUCCUCCAGCCCUCACCCAUGGCUCAGCCCCACUGUCCAAAGCAUCUCCAGGCUGUGCCGCUCUCCCUGCCAGAGAGGGCGGAGUGGGAGGGUCUGGGUGGAUGCUGGAUUUUUCAUUCAAUAAACCGGUGGUUUCUUACCAACUA
Miniopterus natalensis is the source of this 4276-nucleotide messenger RNA. NCBI's taxonomy places the organism in Eukaryota, Metazoa, Chordata, Mammalia, Chiroptera, Miniopteridae. The record is from RefSeq and is a predicted model, not a curated record.